Messenger RNA from Moneuplotes crassus, 549 nucleotides. The record is from the annotation of a GenBank genome assembly. NCBI's taxonomy places the organism in Eukaryota, Ciliophora, Spirotrichea, Euplotida, Euplotidae.
CUUUUGUGAAUGAAAUAUUAAGAAAUCUUAGUUAUUGCAAUAUUGAUUACUGCUUUUGUCACCCAGGAUACUGCCAUUCAGACUUCUACCAUAGGAUUCCAAUUUAAAUCUUUGCAGCAAGACUUUGAGAAGUACAUUCUAUCUCUAAUUGAGGUUUCUAUGCUCAUAAACGAAUGUAUACAGUUUAUAGAGAAUGACAAAAUAGGUGAGUUUAUCGCCUCUGCCUAAAAGUUUCCUGCUAUAGGAUCAAGGAUCCUUGCUGAAUGUAUCCCAGGGUAACUAUCCUAAUUGCUUGAAUAACUUCAUUACCAACACUUAAAACAUUGAUGUAAUCUCUGAAUUUGAGUAUGGCUAAAUCCUCGACUUUAUGAUCAUAUUGGAGGAUUUGGGACUAAUUUUAGCUUUCAGGCUAACGACUCGUCUUAUAUAUUUUCCUUGUUUUUUUUUCUUCAGAAAUUGGAAUUUAUUACUGCUUAUUGGCAACUGGGAUUAGCUUGCUUUGUUGAGGUUCUUGGAAAUUUAGGAUAAAUAUGUAACUUAUUAAAUUGU